Molecule: messenger RNA, 4817 nt
Organism: Lethenteron reissneri (Far Eastern brook lamprey)
Lineage: Eukaryota; Metazoa; Chordata; Hyperoartia; Petromyzontiformes; Petromyzontidae
Product: homeobox protein MOX-2-like
Biological process (GO): positive regulation of transcription by RNA polymerase II
Cellular component (GO): nucleus
Molecular function (GO): RNA polymerase II cis-regulatory region sequence-specific DNA binding; DNA-binding transcription factor activity, RNA polymerase II-specific
Source: RefSeq, a predicted model, not a curated record
GUUCCUUCCUGCAGCGGCUUGCUGCCACCGCUCCACAUAGAAGCGCAGUAUUGGCAGCAGAGGCAGCAGCGUCCACGUGCGCGUGCGACUCUGUCUAUAUAGAGCGAGUGACUGAGUGCCCUUUAUCUUAGAAGGUGUGUGGCUUUUGCUGGUGUUGUUGUCAAGAAUCUCGAAUGAUUGCUCGCUUGGAGGAUUGUUCAGCGUGGGGGUACUGGAGACGCAACGGAGAAGAGUGAUUCUGUUGCGGUUUCAUAGAUAUAUAUAUAUUUUACGUUUGUUUUUUUCUGUUUGGUUUGGUCCUUAUUGUUGGUUUCGUUUGCUGGAAGAGAUCGGCCAUGGAUCACGCCGUGUUCAGCUACAUGAACCAGUCGCACAGCGGUGUCCCGCCACCGCCAGGGCUUCAUCACUUCCCACCCGUGGCCCUGCACGGCCGCGGAGCCCUAGAGCGAGUGCCCUUCCCCGACAUCGCCGCCUCGUGCCUCGUGUCGUCGGGGUUUGUAGCCAGCGAGGGCGCAGGGCUCACGGCCCGGACGAACGGACACAAUCACCACCACCACAGCAACCACCACCAUCACCACCAACUCCACCACCACCAUCAUCAUCAGAGCAGCAGCAGCAACAGCAGCAGCGUCAGCAGCCAGCACCAUCACCACCAGCAGCAGCACCAACAAGAAACCCACCACCAACAACACCAUCACAGCCAUCAUCCGCAACAACAACAGCAGCAGCAGCAGCAAUUGUCCGUGUGGCAUCAUCAUCAGCAGCAGCAACAUCAUCAGCAGCAACAUCAGCAGCAGCAGCAUCAGCAUCGUCAAGUGUCGUCGCACUUCGCCGCUGCGUCCACUCUGCACGCGGUCGCCCCUGCCGCUGAGCAGCCGGUCUCCUCUCCGACGAGCGCAGCCUCAGCGGGGGAGACCUCCCCGCGCCUGGCUGCCUGCAGCCUGGAGCCACAGCAACAGCAGCAACAGCAGCAGCAACAGCAGCCGCAGCAGCAACAGCAACAGCAGCCGAACGCGUCUGAGUGCGGGAAGAAGACUGCCGGCAGGAGGAAGCCCGUGGUGGAAUCUUCUUUCCGCGACGCCAGCCCCGAAGAGUCGGAGCCGUGCCCUCGCAGCGAAGCGUCGGGGUCCCGACCCCGCAAGGAGCGCACGGCCUUCACCAAGGAGCAGAUCCGCGAGCUGGAGGCCGAGUUCGCGCAUCACAACUACCUGACGAGGCUGCGCCGAUACGAGAUCGCGGUCAACCUCGACCUCACCGAGCGGCAGGUGAAGGUUUGGUUCCAGAACCGGCGCAUGAAAUGGAAGCGCGUGAAGGGCGGGCAGCAGGGAGCCUCGGUGCGCGACACGGAGUUGGCGCACGUGCGGAAAGAGCAGCUGCUGCCCGCGGAGCUGCCCGGGCCCCGGGGCAGCCGCGACAGGGGGGCAGGGCGCUCCGCCGAGGGCAGCAGCCCCCCCGAGAGCGGCGACGACGACUCCGACUGAGAACGCGGCGCCUCCUUUCUUCUGACUCCCGACGAGAGCAGCGAGUCCGCACGCGUGUCUCGGUUCUCCGGCAUCCGUGAAGAACAAGAAGAGAUGGAGAGCGGGAGUCAUCGGGAGAUUCACUGCGACACGACUGAAACACACGAGGAAGAAACAAAGACGCUGAGACCGAGAGAGACACCCAGCAUCAAUGGGAGAUAUGUUGAGACACACACACACACACAAGACAAAGGGGGAGUUAUAGAGAACGGGUCGGAGAUGGCGGUGCACGCCUCAUGAACCAGCGCCGUGGAGUUGAAGGUCGGUGGAUCAAAUAGAGAUGUGCAAAAAUUCCGCACGUGCUGCUGAAUUAGGGAGGUGGUCAGGAAAUGGCAGUGCAGUAUUAAAGCGAGUGGAUUGAUGAACCCAUCUGUGCGGACCUUUGCACUCGUGAUGGGGGGGGGGGGAGGUUAUUUCCCGGGAUAGUCGAGCGUUCGUUUUCUUGCGAAGAAACACCACCCGUUGAGAAGGAGCUCGCCCAAACCAUCCCACGCAGUCCCGCGCCUCCUCCUUCUCCUCCAAAAGACUCGCGAGACACAGGGAGGCUUUCCCCGAGAUAACCCAAUGGUAUCGUUGCCGUUACGGACUGAGAGAGAGAGAGAGACAGACUUGUAAACAACUUUUAUUGCCGCCAGCUGCAACAGCACUGGAGGCGAUUCCGAUAUGAAAUACGCAAAGUCACCAGCAAACAAAUGAAAACAAACGCUACAAAUCCACGCGCUGUGGCGCUAAAAGCACCGCGCACAACACGAAAGAAAAGUCACGUGGUGGUGGUGGUGGUGGUGUUCAUCGCGCACGCCACGGUGACGCGUGAGCGCUGCAGAAGGUGAACACGAGACAGAGAGAUGGGAACACGAAGCUAAAUUGCAUAGAGCGAAGUGAAACUCAGCGUCGUGAUGAUCGCGUUCACACCGUAUACAUUUAUAAAUAUGUUGAUAACAAAAUCACGCUCGGCAAAUUUCAUGAAUGUGCUUGGAGGACAAUGUUGAGUGACCGCAGUGCAGGGCGAGUGUGGUGUGUGUGCGUAUGUGUGUGUGUGUGAUUGUGUGCGUGUGUGUGUAUGUGGAGCGGCGGCGUAGCGGUUAGCACACUGCGCUCUGAACCAGUCUAACCGAGCUCGAUUCACGCUCACGGCCGACACCAGUGACGAAUAUAUGAACAAGGCCUGGGCUUCCUCGAGGUCGACUCAGCCUUAAACAAGUACGCGGUGCGGUGUGUAAACAUCGCCACUGGGGAGACAAAGGCCGCCAGGCGUGGUGCUGGCCACCCACCCCCCGCAUGUGCCGAGCCGCUCGCCUUCAUAGGUGCGACUCGCAAACAGCACUUGCCCCAAAGAAUAUGUUAAGACGAUGCUGGGUGGUCUUUGCCUUUGCAUCCACUCUCUUGCACUGCCUGUCGACGGGCAGUACCUGAAGGAGUGGAGAUAACAGCUAAGGCCCACUGAGCUUUCGAGCUCUUUUUUUCGAAGCGACCUGGCCACUAAUCAUAGAUCAACAGCGUGGCUUAUCAUGGUGGCAUUUUUACAGGAGCCAAAUACUGUUAUCUCAACGCAUGUUUCUAAAUAUGGAGAAUAAAACCGGAGGAGCUGAAGAAAUAUCUACGUUACCACGGGGAGAACACGCACACUCCAAAUAUACAGCAGGCGUCAGAUAUCCGCAUCGAACCCACGACCUCCUGUCGACCAGGCGAGAUAGUUAACAUCUCGCCACCGUAGAGCCCAGGUCAGACAGUUAAACCAAGGAGGCCUCGGGGCGACAGGGAGCUGUGAGCAGCACCUCUGAGAAGUCCGACCCCCCAACACCCCCACCCCUUGCAAAGACAAAAGCACGAGAGUCCGAGCUUGUGGUCGGAGGACUGUGCUGCUGCUGCUGUUGUUGUUGCUGCUGCUGUUGUUGUUGCUGCUGCUGCUGCUCAGCCAUCAUCGGAAGCGCCCCCGACGACGGUUGGGGGGGGGGGGUGUGAAGAGCGCGCGCCCCAUGUGACGUGGAGAGAGACAGAGAGAGAGCGCUCUUGAUAUCAAGCGAACUUUUUGGUGAUGCUGCUUUUGCCAAUGGUGCACGGGCACAGAUAACAACAAUAGCAGCAACAGCAACAACAACAAAACACGCAACAUAGUGUUGUCCAAAAGAACACUGCCUUUUGUAAGGAAUAAUAUGCAAUAGGCGACGUUUUGGGCAAUAUCCCUUCAUAGCACGUAAAUAUUCACGUGCUAUGAAGGGCACGUAAAUAGCACGUAACUAUUUAAAUAUUUUACGUGCUAUUUAAAGGGCCUUUGCUGGAAACGUCGCCCUAUUAUAAACAUUUUCCCUUUUAAUGCCGCAGAGUGUCAUUGGCGAGUGUGCUGCGUUUCUUUUAAAUUUCACUCAGCUCCGGUUACUUCACGUGGGACUUGUUAACCAAUCAUCAGGCGCGUGCAGCGUCUUACUAGCAUCCCCCCACCCCCACUAUAUUUGAUAACAGAAUCAUUGGUAACCAUUAACAGGAGCGCAGUGGUGGGUCACGAGGACUGGGGUCUGGUUCAAUCCCGAUAUUGAUGUUGGUCGGCACAUAAUCGGCGAGCGUGAAUUUGCUGCACGCGAGUUAAUCAUUAUUUUAAACAAUCUAAUUACUCAAGAGUUUGUAUCGCUUCGCUAAAUAUACACACGUGUCAUACACAAUACGCGACGCUCGCCGUGGUGUCGUGUUUAGCACAGUGCAAAGGGGUUGCCGUUUUGUGGCAGUAGGUUCUUCCGUCGACCGCAGCCCGCUCUUUCCUCCCGUGCGCUCUGUCCACCCAGCGGGUAUACAUGGGUGGGGUAAAGUGUGUGUACAUCCACCUCUUCCGAGACGUCUGGCCAGCGUGGAGGAAUUGGCCACAAGCAGCCUCCGAGAGGGGAAUCGCCGCCGGCGGUGACGGCGGGCGAGACAUUGCAGGGCUGCGCCUUUGUCUGGCACCCAUACGCACAGAGGACAUCCGACACACUACGGCGUUGCGCGCGUGCCACCGUUAAAGUGUUUACUCAGGAUGAUCACAAUGUUUACAGUGUAAAGGGCUUGACGUGUGUGCGCGCGCGCGUGUGUGUGUUUCCUCUCUUGUUCUUAAUAGCGUCUCAAUGGUGAGCGUGCUUAAUUGUUUCAUGACAUUGCGUUGCUUUAAUAUAUAUUAAAGUACGGACCAGUGUUACGUGUGUAGGGAGGGGAUUAGCCCGUCUGAGUUCUGGCGUGCGGACUGACACGCGUCCGUGGAACCACGCUGCUGCUGCUGCUGCUGAUGCCGCCGCUGCUGCUGUGUAGAAUAAACACGAGUUGAUUAUCUUA